Messenger RNA from Pseudoliparis swirei, 5237 nucleotides. Its product is annotated as NEDD4-like E3 ubiquitin-protein ligase WWP1. The record is from RefSeq and is a predicted model, not a curated record. Gene Ontology annotation, biological process: ubiquitin-dependent protein catabolic process. NCBI's taxonomy places the organism in Eukaryota, Metazoa, Chordata, Actinopteri, Perciformes, Liparidae. Bases 258 to 3209 code for a protein of 983 amino acids. The transcript is spliced from 24 exons. Gene Ontology annotation, molecular function: ubiquitin protein ligase activity; protein binding.
ACACAGCAAUAUUUUGGGGGCGGCGCGCCUGUGGGCCCCGUGUGUUUGCUGCUCAGAGGCUCCUGCACAGAGAUGGCAAGACAACCGUAGCAGACUGGGGCCUAUACGGUUGGGCUUUUCACCGACAACCGUAACCUAAGAGACGCAGAGAGCGGGAACGGAGCGGACACCGGACGAGAGAAACCAUGGGACACCGAGUGGACUGAACCAGAGGGUCGAGCAGCGCACCCCAAUUGUCUCCCACUGUGGUGUGUGACAUGGCCACGGCCUCUUCGAGAGCCGAGUCUAGCCAUAACCACAGAGGAACAUCACAGCUCCAUGCCAUUGUUUCCUGUGCCAAAUUCAAGAGGAAGAAAAGUCUGUUUGGGACUGCCAUUUAUGUGGAGGUGACAGCGGAGGGGGAGACGCGACGCACAACGAAGUCCAACAGCUCCUCCAGUCCGAAAUGGGAUGAGACGCUCACUCUGAAUGUAACACCGCGCACACAGGUGGAUUUCAAAGUAUGGAGUCACCACACCCUGAAGGCAGACGCUCUGAUCGGCAAAGCCACGCUGGACCUAAUUCAAGCCUUGGAACAGCAUGACGGGAAAUUGGAGAAUGUGAAGGAGGUGCUGAAACUGAGCGUGGAGCAGAAGGGAGUUCUGGUUCCCGUUGGCGAGCUGACCGUCUACCUCGAUGGCCUGACCGUCACUGGCCAGGAAGAACUGGCACCGCUUACCAACGGCAAUGCAGCAAAUGGCACCAAAGUCCAACAGAAUGGAGAUUCCAUCCAUGAAAAUGGAGACUCGUCUUCUUCGUCGAGGGCUGCUAACAGCGCAUUGAAUGGGACGGCUGUGGGCCCCAGGUCCACUUCCUGUUCGGUCUCCUAUGGUGUGGAUGGACAGGAGCCUUCCAGCUCCUGCAGCCUCGGCCUCGGCCACGUCAUCAACGGAGACAUCACACCCAACUCCACCCCAGUCCACCAACCUUCAGACGUUGACACGGAGAGUAGGCUGGUCAAUGGAGAGACCUGUGAGGCUGCGCCUGGGCCAUCGCCUGCUACAACGGGUGAUGUGCUGCCCCCUGCAGAUGACCGUGAGGACUGCAACCAAGAAGCCUCCCCGCCAUACCACGACACGGCACCGGAUGGCACACCUCAGACCCAGCCAACCUCUACACAGCCUCCGGCCUUCUCUUCCACUGCUAAGCCUACAGAUGGCACUGCUGCUGCUUCCUCUGCAUUAACCUCCUCGGCACAGGGCCCCCAAACCAUCACGACCUCCUCAUCAACGUCCUCCCCCCCCCCGGCUAUAGAAGAAGCGAAUGCUUCCGGAGUCGGCGGCGGUGGUAGCAGUACUAGCAGUGCAACUGUAACUACCGAUGGGGCCAAGCCCAGGCAGCAGGUCCCCAAUGCUGGAGCUGCAGACCCUCUGCCGCCGGGGUGGGAACAGCGUAAAGAUCCGCAUGGGAGAACCUAUUACGUAGACCACAACACCAGAACUACAACCUGGGAAAGACCACAGCCACUACCACCAGGUUGGGAGCGUAGAGUGGAUGACCGGGGCAGGAUCUACUAUGUGGACCACAACACCCGCACCACCACAUGGCAGCGUCCCACUAUGGAGUCGGUCCGCAAUUUUGAGCAGUGGCAGAGCCAGCGCAGCCAGCUGCAGGGAGCUAUGCACCAGUUUAACCAGCGAUACCUCUACUCUGCAUCCAUGAUGUCGGCUGAGAACGAUCCUCUCGGCCCACUACCUCCUGGAUGGGAGAGGCGUGUGGACUCCAAUGACCGAGUGUACUUUGUCAACCAUAGCACCAAGACAACGCAGUGGGAAGACCCCCGGACCCAAGGGCUACAGAAUGAAGACCCUCUUCCUGAAGGUUGGGAGAUCCGGUACACGCGGGAAGGAGUUCGCUACUUUGUGGAUCACAACACCCGGACCACCACGUUCAGCGAUCCCCGCACCGGGAAGUCCUCUGUCACCAAAGGCCCUCAGAUUGCUUAUGAGCGCAGCUUUCGAUGGAAGCUUGCCCAUUUCCGCUACUUGUGCCAGUCCAAUGCUCUCCCUAGCCAUGUGAAGAUCACCGUGUCCAGACAGACGCUGUUUGAAGACUCUUUCCAGCAAAUUAUGGCCCUGAAGCCUUACGACUUGAGGAGGCGACUCUAUGUUAUCUUCAGAGGCGAGGAGGGUCUGGACUAUGGUGGCUUAGCCCGAGAGUGGUUCUUCCUGUUGUCCCAUGAGGUGCUGAACCCCAUGUACUGUCUGUUUGAGUACGCUGGCAAGAGCAACUACUGUCUGCAGAUCAACCCCGCCUCCGCCAUCAACCCGGACCACCUCUCCUACUUCUGCUUUAUAGGCCGCUUCAUCGCAAUGGCACUUUUCCACGGCAAGUUCAUCGACACAGGCUUCUCUCUGCCUUUCUACAAACGCAUGCUGAACAAGAAGCUGCUACUCAAAGACCUGGAGUCCAUCGACCCAGAGUUCUACAACUCGCUUAUAUGGAUACGGGACAACAACAUCGAGGAGUGCGGUCUGGAGAUGUACUUCGCAGUGGACAUGGAGAUCCUGGGGAAGAUCACUUCUCAUGAUCUCAAACCCGAUGGCACCAACGUUCUGGUCACUGCGGAGAACAAGGAGGAGUACAUCAGGUUCAGUAUAACCGCCGUCUCCUCAAAAUGCUCCCGCGAUCUUUUCUUUUGUCCUUACAAAGUACGUCUGUGCGAUGCUCUUAGUCUGAUGGCAGAGUGGAGGUUCUCCCGUGGGGUGGAAGGUCAGACCAAAGCUUUCCUGGACGGCUUCAACGAGGUGGUCCCACUUCAGUGGCUCCAGUACUUUGACGAAAAGGAGCUGGAGGUGAUGCUCUGUGGGAUGCAGGAGGUCGACCUUCAGGACUGGCAAAGGAACACGGUGUAUCGCCACUACACGAGGAACAGCAAACAGAUCAUCUGGUUUUGGCAGCUGGUGAAAGAAGUGGACAACGAAGUGCGACUGCGGCUCAUGCAGUUUGUCACGGGAACCUGCCGGCUGCCUCUGGGCGGCUUUGCUGAACUCAUGGGAAGUAACGGGCCCCAGAAGUUCUGCAUUGAGAAGGUGGGGAAGGACACGUGGCUUCCUCGGAGCCACACAUGCUUCAACCGUCUGGACUUGCCUCCUUACAAGAGUUUCGACCAGCUGAAAGAGAAGCUGCUCUUUGCCGUCGAGGAAACGGAAGGAUUUGGCCAAGAAUAAACGGACUCUUGUAUUUCUCUCUCUCUCUCCCCGUCGCUGUCUAUUCAGCCAAGUUAAACAAACGACAACAAAAAGAAUUGCACAAGAUAACCACCAAUGUAUAUAAGCUAUUUUGUCAUUUUAAACCAAAUCUUAAUUUGCAGCAUCGUUUUUGCCGCAAUCCUGUUUCUCAACCCUUAAAUAUGAUACCCCAUCAUGAAAUAUGCAAGCAUUUCAGCAUUUCUGCUCCUCUGUUUGAAACAGAAAUCAUGGAUAUCUUUUUAAUGUCCUCCCCACUGCGGACUGGCUUUUUAAAAGAGACUGAUAGUGUUUUUGAGAGGAUUUUUUAUAGUUGGAGCGCAAUCUUCUUUUAAAGCUCUAGUUCUAUAGAGCUACCAAACGGCAAGAGUGGUAUUGGGGUCUGGUGCCUAAUUUUUUUUAUUCCCCCCCCCCCCCCCGUUGGACUCAUAGUAAUUGUUGCAGUUUUUUUGCGUGCUUGCAUGGCUGCUUCUGAAGAUUAGAAGACUCCUGUGACCGCCCUCUUCCACCCCCUACACUACACGGAUACACAACCCUCUCCUCUUCGAGUCAGAAGCGUCAUCGGAUCCUCCCUUGGAUGAUGUCGUGAAGAUAUCAAAAGGCCGACGAUGAAUCGAGAAAGGAUCUAAAUUGCGGAUAAAGUGUGAAUUGCGUGUGGUGGUGGCAGUGGGCACUGGGGGGGUCAGAGUCCAGAUGUUUUAAGCCACCUUUUAGGAAAAUUGUCCCAACAAGACGAGAGACUCCGUAUUCUCGGCUGGUUCUCUUUUGCUUUUUUUUUAAGCGUCCUCUGAAGGAAGACGGCCCUGUGGUUUACACAGCAACAAGGCGUGAGGAGGCUGACCCGAUGACCUACGGAUCACAUUGACUUGGACCCCCCAGGUGUCGGUACCACAGGAGACGCAUCCCCUUCCGGGCAUCUUUCAACUUCAUCUGAUCAGAACCAAGACGGCCUCUGAUAUUUGUCCAUCUCGUGUUGUAUUGCGGUCCAAAAGGCUCCCGGUCACACGAAAGUUAAUGUACUGAAAGCCCACGUUUCAGCUUCACUUCUUACCAUCCAUUAACCCAUCACAACACCAGCCUAGGAGGCAUAACAAUCCCAACAUUAUUACUAAAUGGCAGUACUUUUAUAAUUCGGUGUCAAAGGAGACCGGCACUGAAGAAAAUCAAAUGUCAUGUCAUGAAAGCAACAUAUUUAUAAAUAUUGCAUGGAGGCAGCGGAGUGGAAACUGUUUAAUAGAAAAUAAACAUUAAAACACAUUUAGGGGUCGACGGUGUCGGGACAUAACGAUUCGGUCAGCAGCCGGACUGAAGCCACACGGCGAGCUCCAGGCCGCGUGGCGAGCCUCGCUCCCGAGGUCAUCCACCCGGUUCACUCGGUCAGUCUCAGGUGCUGUGCUGAAGUAAGAGAGCCUUAGUUUGAUAAAAAAAAAUGCAUGAGUCUGUAAAUCAGUAAAAAAAAACUAAUCCAAAAAGAUGAUCGAGUUCAUGAGACCGCAGACCAAACGACGCGUGGAGACUGACGCAGCAUUGCUACAUGUCUUUUUAUUUUGCGCCCUCGUCCUUUCUCCUUUAAUGCUUCGGGGGGACACGCGUUUAAUUUCUUCAGAAUGUCACGUCUUAACUGUUUCUAAACUCUGGUGCUUAAUCUAUUGCUCAGUGGUCUAAACGCAGCUCUGGCAGGCCAUCCGCCUCGUUUCCUCUAGCAUUGUGGGUAAUUACAUUUCCUUUCUCAGACCACUGCAAACAGCAGAAAGACGCUCGGGGCGUGCGGCUCCUCGAGCCGGAGUCAUGUACAUAGCGUGUUCAGCCGGCGGAGGGGGGGUCGUACGAAGAAAGAACAUUUACUGUCGCGAAAGGAGCCGACUUGUGAAAGGAGUCCACACUGCGUAACUCUGUGCUUCCUUUUGAAACAGAAACCUGUAAUCAAAGAAAAAAUCAACUGUGUAUGUGAAUAUUCAUUGUAUAAAGAUAAUGAAAGUAAAUAAAGUACUUAAAUAUUAUAAAUAAUCA